This is a messenger RNA of Knipowitschia caucasica, 4683 nucleotides long. NCBI's taxonomy places the organism in Eukaryota, Metazoa, Chordata, Actinopteri, Gobiiformes, Gobiidae. The record is from the annotation of a GenBank genome assembly.
AUGUCUGAAAGGAGCCCCCCUCUUGAAGUCUCGCCCUCGGGCCCCUCGCUGCUCCCUCCGCCCCUGCGCGCUGUCAGGACUCGGCACAGCAUCCCCCUCUGUCCCCUUCCUCUGCAUCCACCCGCGUUUUUAAUUGUCCCCGGGAUCAUAAUCUUGCACGUCGGGGACCACGCAAGCUCUCGCAUCCCCGUGAAGCUUGCACGGACCACGGACAGACCGACAAAAGACCACCCAAAAGCGGCCAGCCCUGGAGCCUGGAGGGCAGUGGCUGUCUCAGGGCUUCUCCUCGGCUCCCUCCGAUGCCUGUCUGCCGCUUACUCGCGUGUGAGUGUGGCAGGUGUGGCUGAGCUGCAGGAGCCUCCGUCUGUCGCCGCCAUGAGCUCCGACGAGCAGCCACAAAAGCGCACCACCACCUACCUCAUCUCCCUCACCCUGGUGAAGGUUGAGGCGGUGGGGGAGGAGGGGGAGGAGGCCCUGGUGAAGGCGGAGGAGGGGGAGGACACAGAGAAGCAACCGGAACCACAGGUCCAAGACCAAAGCCCAGAGUGCCAGCUGAAACCAGAGGAGCAGGUCCAGGACGAGAGCUUAGAGGAGAAAAAUGAGAAGAAAAAUGUGAGGGAGGAGUGUGAGGAGCUGCAGAGAGAGGCUGAGCGUAAACACGAGGAGGUGGAGAUCCAGAGGAGAGAGGGAGACUACAGACAUGAGGAGAUCCAGAGGAGAGAGGGGGACUACAGGCAUGAGGAGAUCCAGAGGAGAGAGGGGGACUACAGCCAUGAGGAGAUCCAGAGGAGAGAGGGGGACUACAGGCAUGAGGAGAUCCAGAGGAGAGAGGGGGACUAUAGGCACGAGGAGAUCCAGAGGAGAGAGGGGGACUACAGGCAUGAGGAGAUCCAGAGGAGAGAGGGGGACUAUAGGCACGAGGAGAUCCAGAGGAGAGAGGGGGACUACAGGCAUGAGGAGAUCCAGAGGAGAGAGGGGGACUACAGAUAUGAGGAGAUCCAGAGGAGAGAGGGGGACUACAGGCAUGAGGAGAUCCAGAGGAGAGAGGGGGACUAUAGGCACGAGGAGAUCCAGAGGAGAGAGGGGGACUACAGGCAUGAGGAGAUCCAGAGGAGAGAGGGGGACUACAGAUAUGAGGAGAUCCAGAGGAGAGAGGGGGACUACAGAUAUGAGGAGAUCCAGAGGGUCCCGGAGAGAGAACUGCCCAGUCUUUGCCCCAGGCCUCCUGUAGAGAGACAAAGUCCACGGGUGGAGGAUCUGCCGCAGAUGCCUCAAGUCCACAAAGUUCAGACUCCGGUGCAGCCUCUGAGACACGGAAGCCCGGCGGAUCUCACCAAUGUCCGUGCGGAGAGGCGCGAGAGCCCGGUGCCGCAGAAGGACCUCCCGGCCGUUCCCAAGAGCAAAGAGCCGGCGUUCGCGCACCCUCCGCCGCGGCAAAUGGUCAAAGUGUACGGCAGCUCGUCCGAGGCCCCUGUGCACCGCGAAGGGCCCCGCUCCGACACCAUCCGCCCCAAGACCGAGCUGUACAGAGAGCCGCCCCUGCUGUACCUGAAGGGAGAGAAUGGAGCCGAGGUGAACAACCGUACCCGAUCCCAGGCCUGGAAAGUGAACCCACGGCCUGAGGUGCUCAUGCGGCCUCAGAGCGGAUCCGGCUCGGCCUGGAGAGACCUCCGCGACCCAAACCAGUACCACGCAGCGCAGACGCUGGAGCGCAGGGAGCAGCGCGCAGGGGACCAGUCUCCGCUUAUGGCCACCUCCACCCUGGGCCCCUACAGAGCGUCCUGGGCCGACAGCGAGGGCCGGGGGACGCUGAUCCGGCCUGGGGUCCCCAUGAGUGGAGGGUACUCUGGGAUCAUGGCCCGGGACAGUCCACCGGGAGACAGGUUCAAGGCGGUGUCCGUGGUCCUGCCGCCCUCCGAGCCCGCCCCCCGGGGCGCCAGGAAAGGCACCAGUCGCACUCUGGACAACAGCGACCUGCCCCUGUUCACAGACGACGUCAAACACAGAGCGCCCCCUAGAGACCGCAAGAUGCUCAAGUUCAUCAGCGGCAUCUUCACUAAGAGCACGGCCGCCGCCACGCCGCCGCUGUACGCCGCCGUGGAGAGGGGUUCCAGCGAGGAGGAGGCCGCCGCCUGCACCAGCAGUCAGGAGUGGACCAUGGCACCCACCGUGCUGCCGCUGCAAGAACUACACUUGGGGGUGUUGGGCAGUCUGUGCAGUGGUAAAACAGCGCUGGUUCAUCGACACAUGACGGGGAGUUACCAGCCGUUGGAGAGCGCAGAAGGACGUCAGUGCAUUAAAGACGUUCAGGUGGACGGACAGAGCCAUGUGCUCAUCAUCAGAGAGGAGACCGAGCUGCCAGGACCACAGUUUGCCGGCUGGGUGGACGCCGUGAUCCUGGUCUUCAGUCUGGAGAAUGAAUCCAGCUUCCAGGACGUUUACAAGUUCUACCACCAGUUGGCGCUGCACCGGCCCAUCAGCGACAUCGCCUUCGUGGUGGUGGGCACUCAGGAUAAAAUCAGCAGUGUGAACCCCAGAGUCAUCGACGACGUGAAGGCGCGGCAGCUAUGCUCUGACGUGCGACGGUGCACCUACUACGAGACCUGCGCCACCUACGGACUGAACGUCAACCGUGUCUUCAACGACGCUGCUCAGAAGAUCAUGGCGGCGAAGAAGCAGGCGGCUCUUUUGGCAGCAACCUGUAAGUCACUGCCCACGUCCCCUACUCACUCCGGAGGCUCCACCCCAGUGUCUGGAGGCUUCCCUGGGCAGGCGAGUAACGGGGGCCAGAGCAGUGACUACUCGUCGUCGCUGCCCUCCACUCCGGUCAUUAGCCACAAAGACAUCGGCAAAACGGUGAAAGCCGAGACGCCUGGCUCCAUCCGCAGCGCCACCCGCAGGAGGACUCCCAGGUUUGCGGGCCGCAGAGGCAGUGACUCCAACAGACGCAGCGCAGACAGCAGUCUGGGCAGUGGACGCUGUAUCCCCAUCAAACAGGGCAUAUUACUGAAGCGCAGCGGAAACUCUCUGAACAAAGAGUGGAAGAAGAAGUAUGUGACCCUUACCAGUGACGGGAUCCUGUCGUACCACGCCAGCGUCAACGAUUACAUGCUGAACGCCCCAGGGAAAGAGAUGGACCUCCUGCGUGUCACGGUCAAAGUCCCUGGGAAGCGUCCUCCUCGGGCGGUGGCCCAGUCUGGAGCAGGACCGGGACCAGGACCAGGACCAGGACCAGGACCAGGGCUCAAUGGGAAAACCAAGGACCCACAGGCAGCAGAGCAAGGCUUAGUACCGCUGACCGCCAGCAGUCUUCUACAGAUGGAGGAGAUGGAGCUGGGCAGCGCUCUGUUUCUGAGGAACAGCCGCGGCGUUCAGAGAUGCGGCUCCAAUGUGUCCAACCACGCGCCCAGUGUCGACUCUGCGGUGGAGGGCGUGUCCAGCUCCUCCUCCACUAAAGACCUGGGUUCUGGAUCUCCUCUGACCGACCGCAAGAAGCACCGGCGGAAGAAGAGCGUGAACCAGAAAGACGGCAGCGGACCGGCCGACGCCAAGCGGAAAAUGUGGAAACUCAAGAGCUUCGGCAGCUUAAGGAACGUCAGCAAGACAGACGAGGAGAACUUCGACUUCAUGGUGGUGUCCAGCUCUGGGCAGACGUGGCACUUUGAGGCCGGCAGUGUGGAGGAGCGUGACGCGUGGGUCCAGGCCAUCGAGAGCCAGAUCCUGGCCAGUCUGCAGCUGUGUGAGAGCACCAAGAACAAGGACGGACGGAAUAGCCAGAGCGACGCCAUGGUUCUUCAGGCCAUCCGGAACGCCACCGGGAACGGCUUCUGCGUGGACUGCGACGCUCCCAACCCGACCUGGGCCAGUCUGAACCUGGGCGCGCUCCUCUGCAUCGAGUGCUCUGGGAUCCACCGUAACCUGGGGACGCACGUGUCCCGAGUGCGCAGCCUGGACCUGGACGACCUGCCGCGGGAGCUUACCCUUGUGCUGAGCGCCAUCGGCAACCAACUGGUGAACAGCAUAUGGGAGAACCGCACCCACGGCAACCGCAAGCCCGCGCCGCAAGCAUCACGGGAGGAGCGCGAGGCGUGGAUCCGGGCCAAGUAUGAGCAGAAGCUGUUUGUGGCGCCGCUGCCGCCCCCCACGCCAGGGGAGGGGCCGGACAUCACUCUGGCAGGGCGCCUCCUACUGGCCGUGAUGGAGCACAACCUGCCCAAGCUGCUGCUGCUGCUGGCGCACUGCAGCCGCGAGGACAUGAACGCGCCCUUGAGCACCGCGCUGUCGUCCCGUGCACUGCUCGCCCUGCGCCUGCCCGCCUCCGCGCUGCACGCCGCCUGUGCUCACGGCGACGUGGUGAUGACGCAGCUGCUGCUCUGGUAUGGCUGUGACGUGCGGUACCGGGACGCACAGGGACAGACCGCUCUGGCCGUGGCGCGCAUUGCGGGGAGCCCCGAGUGCGUGGACAUCCUCCUGCAACACGGCUGUCCCAACGAGGCCACCCUGUCCUCCAUCUCUUCCCCGCUCUCCUCCUCCGCGGUGGGCUUCUCUUCCACUCACACUCCCCCCGCUUUCCCCAUGAACCCGGGUCUGACCGUGGCCACGACGCUCAAAAUCACCACCCACAAGACGCCCGGCGGGGGGACCAGCCUCAGCUACAGCACCUCACGCCGCGCCGUUUCGUAG